AUGGAGGUGAUCAUGACUUCUGUCAUAGACAUGUUUCCGUCUGUGAUGCGUCGCUCUGGGCGUCGUGAGGGUUUCCUUCUACUCUUCUGCGUCACAUGCUUCAUCCUGCAGCUCGUCAUGAUCACUGAGGGAGGGAUGUACGUCUUCCAGUUGUUUGAUUAUUACUCCUGUAACGGGACCUGCAUUCUGUUUCUGUGUGUCUUUGAGACAAUAGCUCUUGGAUGGAUCUUUGGUGCUAAGAAAAUGAUUGGGAUUAUUAAGGACAUGACAGGCUCCACACCCAAUCUAUACUUCAAAAUCUGCUGGCUCUUUCUCACUCCAGGAGUGUCACUGGUCUCCUUCAUUUGUUCCCUGGUGGAGUAUCAGCCUCUCACGUUUAACCGCUGGUAUGUGUACCCGCCCUGGGCAUACACAGUGGGCUGGGUGCUGGCCUUCUCCUCCACGGUGCUGGUACCAGGGUGGGCCCUUUUCAAAAUGACCACUCAGUCUGGGACAUUGAAACAAAGGUUCAUCAAUCUGUGCAGGCCGAGUGUAGAGUACUCACCGGCCCCUAAAUAUGACACAGAGCUAGAGGUUACGGAACUGAACCAAAUUGAAGACCGCUGUUAA
Molecule: messenger RNA, 609 nt
Organism: Knipowitschia caucasica
Lineage: Eukaryota; Metazoa; Chordata; Actinopteri; Gobiiformes; Gobiidae
Source: the annotation of a GenBank genome assembly